Messenger RNA from Salarias fasciatus (jewelled blenny), 2750 nucleotides. RefSeq names its product coiled-coil domain containing 174 (gene ccdc174). The transcript has 11 exons. The record is from RefSeq and is a predicted model, not a curated record. Gene Ontology annotation, cellular component: nucleus. NCBI's taxonomy places the organism in Eukaryota, Metazoa, Chordata, Actinopteri, Blenniiformes, Blenniidae. The coding region runs from base 64 to 1899 and encodes 611 amino acids.
GAAAAAUCUGAAGAAGAAGAAAGAGCUUUAUGGACACUUUAGUCCGCAAAAUAAACAAUCAUCAUGGACAGAAAGAAGAAACCCUUCGAAGUGACGGCUUCAUCGCUGGUGGAUCUUAAAGCUGAGCUGUACAGGAAGCAGGAACAGUUCAAGCAGGAGAAACUCGGAAAAGACAGUGGCGGAUACAAAGCAAAACCCAACAUAAAGAAACCAAAUGUCUGGAGCAAGCAAAACGCUGGGGUCUCAGCAAGAGCUGCGAAAGAUGCAGAGCAGCUGUCAGAAGAGCAGAUUACCCUCGACACAUCGAAACGCAAGCUGGAGGAAAAAGCCAGACUCUACGAGCAGAUGACAAAAGGAGAUUUUCCAGAUGAAGAGACAGAAGGGUUGUUCCUCGUUGACUUCACCCAGAAGAUCAUAGACAAAAAGAGGGAAACGUUUGGUCAGAAGGAGGCAGAGGAGGAUGAUGAUGAUGACAGAGACUGCUACUCAUCACCUGUUCCCCCUCCUCAGAACCCAGAUGAGGAAUGGGUGGACUUUGUUGAUGCUUUAGGGCGAUCGCGAAGAUGCAUGAAGAAAGACCUGCCAGAUUUCAAGAAACUGGAUCAAGACUUUAAAGGAAAGAGUUGCUUUAACAGUGCCUCUAUUGACAAGACCUUACUCUCAGAGGACAUGCGUCGAGAAUUGCAGAGGCAAGAGUGGGAGAGAGAGGAGGAGGAGGCCAUGAGGAAACCUGUUGGACCAAUCCACUACGAAGACAUCCGAGGCCAAGAGGCUCGGGACCUUGGUGUGGGAUACUAUGCUUUCUCUCAGGAUCAGGAGCAGCGCAGAAAACAGAGAGAAACCCUUGACAUGCUCAGAGACCAGACCACAGAUCAGCGCACUAAAAGAGAACGACUGAAGGAGAAGAGGCAGGCCAUCCUCAAGGCCCGACUGGCUAAGGUGAGGCAGAGGAAGAUGAAGAAGGCCAAGCUGGAUGGCACAGAGGAAGAGGACAGAGAGGAAGAAAACCAAGAAGAGGAGGAGGAGGAAGAUGAUGAACUGGGCGGACCCGUCCCCCUGCCAGAGCAGUGCUCUGAGGCCAGCAUACUGAAGAAGGUGGAAGUGGAGAUCCAGGAGAGGAGAGACACCAAACCAGGAGUUCCUCAUGUCCGAGAAUGGGACAGGGGCAAAGAGUACAUGUUUAGUGAGUGGAAAUCCCGGCGGCGAGAUGAGCGAGAUUCAGAAUUUGCACCACCGUCUGCAUAUUUUAGUGAUGAGAAGAUGAACAGACAAAAGCCAGGGAAGACUAACAAUCAGCAGAAUAAAAGUGCCAUGUCCUUCAGUUGGAUGAAAGGCCCCGAAGAAGUCUCUGAGAGCGAUGCCAGAGCACAGCCUCCACCUAAACCUGCUUCCCCACCUCCUCAACCCCAACAGAAUCCUCCUCCUUCUUCCUCCCAGCCACCGCCUGCAGAGAGCGCCUCACAUUCUGCCCCGCCUUUUCAUUCCCCUCCUGUGUUUUAUCCUUCAUUUCCUCCCCCUCCUCCUCCCCACUUUGCAGGUCCUCCUCAUCCCUUCCCUCCAUUUCUCCCUCAAUACUCCAACUAUUAUCCUCCCAACUUCCCACCGCAGUACCCCCCUCAGCUCCACAGUCAGAUGCAGCAGCCUGGUCAGGAGCCUGCUCCUCCUCAGGGGCCCCCUCAGGCUCCGCCUCCCUCUCAGGGGCCCCUUCAGGCUCCUGCUCCUCCUCAGGGGCCCCUUCAAGCUCCUCAAGGGCCCCCUCAGGCUCCGCCCCCCUCUCAGGGGCCCCCUCAGGCUCCGCCCCCCUCUCAGGGGCCCCCUCAGGCUCCUCCACGCCGUCCUCCUCAGGCCCCUUCUCAGAGUCUGGAUGACAUAUUAUCCUUCUACAGAAACUUUUCCUGAUUCCAGUUCCGAAGAAAUGUUAGAAGCAAUGAAACACAGUUCCAAUUCUCUUGAAUUAAAGUAAUAAAUAUUAAAACAUAUUAGGGAUUUACCUUCACUCAGUUCUGACUUGGUCUUGUCUUUUUAGGUUCAGUUUGGUAAUUUUAGAAAAGAAAAACCUUGGGAAGACUUUGCUUUAAAAAUUUUCCCUGUUUAUUUCACUCAUGCAAUAUCAGAGAUAUUGAUAUGACUGUUGGAAAUUAGAAGACAUUUGAUUUUUGAACAUUUCCUUACACACAUGAAAUCCACCUGAUGGCGCUUUACACCUGAUUUAUACAGCGGGCUGCUCCUUUAAAUUACUUAAUCAAUUGUCUUAAUUAAAUAACUACUUUUUAAAGCAAUAUAAUCAUAUGCAUUUAAAAUGUCUAUUAAUUUGUGACAUGUUAAAUGUCCUGACAUAUCCGAUUGCCUGAAAUUGAUAUUUGAGUAAGUGCACACAUGAGGAAAAGUACCAGAUCUUCAGAAAAUGCAACCAAUAAAUAUCUAGCAUCUUAGCUUUGAUUUUUGUUUCUGCAUGUUUACUCUGGAAACCACAUGGUUUUUCAAUUCAGUUUAAAAAUCCCCCAUCAUGUCUCAAACAGAGAUGUAAUAUACUCCACUUAGUCUCUUCCUUCUCUCCUCUGACAGUUUUAUGAACCCCACAAACCGGCCAUGUCAUUUUCAGGCCCUGUGUACUGUCACUUUGAAUUAUUUCUCUCUCACUUGUCUAUUUAAAGAGGAAUUCAUCAUAUUUUUAACUUUAGAAGUGCCAGAGAUUAUGACUUGAUUCUUCUGAAGUACAUGCCUCAAACCAUACUGGUCAAGUAAAAUAC